UGUUAGUGAUUAACUUAAAAUGGACUACUGUAAUCUUAUUUCUGACAGUGACCCAGUGUAGUUGAACACAAAUGCAAAGUACAACCAUAAUAUUCAACAUUUGUGAAUAGUGACAAUCAAAGUGGAGCAUUCUUUAUCAGGCAGGACUUUUCUGGAUACAGCUCUUGUACUGGAUGCCAUUAUCCAUAAUUGUACCAAACGAAGUAGGGGGAGUGGGUGUCUAAUGCUCUUGACUUGAGCAUGCAUUGUCCUCUGAGGGAGACUGAAACGGGGCAGGGUAAAAAAAAGAAAAAAAAGCAAGUAGGCUGUGACCAGAGCAGCCUAUAAAAGUGCUUCCAUGCCGGUGUUGUCACAGCUCCAUGUGCGCAGUCACACACAAGACAAUUACGCACGCAACAUGUCCGUUUUAGCUGAUUCAGUUGUCAUUUCAUGAAGCUUCGUUUGUAGAGAUAGUUACGCACUUCUUCACUGGAUGAGAUGCGCGUCUGUCGUUAACCCGUCUUGUACUUUGUGACAUAUCCCUCCUGUAACUUCCCUCCUUUUUUCCCCGAGUUGAAUUCCUGGAUUGUGAGCGGCGUGUGGCUCAUUGAAAUGGGACCUUGCCAACGGAAGAGUGUGUCGGCGCUUUGCAGGAAAAGUUUGCUUUGGACCGGGCUGGUCCUUUGCCUGAGCACUGUCGCUGACGGGACCUGGAAGACUGGACUUUACAAAACAGCAUCACACACCUCCAUUUAUCAGAAAAAAAACUGGUGUCCUCACACAGUUACCAAGACAGUGAGCUGCCAGGUGCAGAAUGGGACGGUGGUGCAGCGGGUCUACCAGACGUGCCGCUGGCCACAGGGAUGUACAGGAGGCAGCUACAGGACAGUUGUGAGACCUUCUUAUAAAACUGUGUAUCGUACUGUGACCUCACUGGAGUGGAAGUGCUGUGCAGGAUUCAGCGGGACCGCCUGUGAAGAAGAUGCAGGGAAGCAGCAGGUGGCUCAGGAGGCAAUAAGAAAACCGUCCACAUUGCGUCGCCCUCCUGCACGCACAGGAGAGCCCCUUUCGAACUGUCUUAACUGCAGUCAAAUUACAGCAAUGAAUGACAGGCUGAGUUCACUGGAAGCUAAGGUUCAAGGACUCGCUGCUUUGCCGUCCAUAACACAACGCUACCCUCUGUCCAAAGGAGGAGUUGCACCAGAGGCUGCCUUAUUGAUGGGAAUCGCUCCUGCUCAGGGCGCUCCCGGUGAGCAGGGACCUGCUGGUCCUCAGGGUGAAAAGGGGAGCGAUGGUAUUCCAGGCAGAGAUGGGAAACCGGGAUCUCGAGGGUUGCCAGGUCCCAGUGGGCCUCGGGGUGAGGCAGGGGUAAGGGGCCCAAGCGGAGCUCCUGGAUCAAAGGGAACCCCAGGACCUGCAGGCCCACGUGGUCCACCAGGACUCCCAGGAGAGAGAGGUCUACCAGGUCCCCCAGGCCCACCUGCUCCUGCGAGUGCCCGCAUUCCAGAACCAGACAAUCGAGGAAAAGACCUAUUCUUCACUAACACCUUCCAUGAUUCAAGACCAGGACCCCAGGGACCCCCUGGGCCAAAAGGUCCCCCUGGCCCAAAAGGCCCAGUAGGACCUCCUGGCCCACCAGGACAGAACGGUAAACCUGGUACUCCCGGAACACCAGGUACCGUGGGGCCGAAGGGAGAGCGUGGAGAGAGAGGGCCUUCAGGUUACCAAGGAGAGAGGGGCUUCAGAGGAGAGCCGGGAACACCAGGUCCCAAAGGAGAGCCUGGAGAGAAAGGCUUACCGAGCAAUCUAAAUGUAAGAUACUUUCAUUUAUGUUAUCAUCAGUUCAAGACAUGCGUAGUGAAAUUCUAUGUAUUCUUGUCCUCUCGUGUCUUUUCACCUACCAUGUGUUUUUUUGUACAUGUAAUUUCAGCUGCUCAACUGUAAUGACUUUGUGUAUGAAAGCCUUCCGUCUUAAUGUGUUUUUGUGUUGUUGGUCCUUGGGGUGUGCUCUAGACUGCUGCCCCCCACCCGUCACGGCACUGUCCUCUUGACCCUGAAGCUGUCUGACUCCCUCUGCAAGCUAUGGCUACCUUUUAAGUCACUUUGGCAGCGUCUGAUUUUGGCAUAUAUGUCACAAUAGCAUCAGGAUCAAACCUGUGUACAGCAACACAAAGGCUGGAGAGGAGAAGGCUGAACCAUUGAAAUGGCUAAAUUUAUCCUCUCUCCAGAUGAAAUGAUGCCAGUGAAAGAAUAUACAUAAGAUGCAUAUGCCAAAUGACUCCAUUUAUGUGUCAGUGGUGGGUUCUUUUGGGUUUAGAGGUGUUGUACUCUGAUGUGAGUGGAGUGGAUACAGCUACCUUCUCUUUUAUCCCAUCUUGCAACAUUGCAUGACAUCAUAGUUUUGCCCGAAAAUUCUGGUUGUCAACAUUAACCAGUACAUAACGGUGUUGCUUAUUUGUCCAAUAUUUAUGCAGUUUUUGUUCCUAGAACAAAUAUUUGCAUUCUUUAUUGGCUAACACAAUUAAAUGUUGCCUUUUUUCUGCAAACCGUAAACAUUGCUGAUGUUUUUGUGUUACUAAUCAGCAGCCUCGCCUCUGCAUGUCUUCUUUUUGUGAUGGUGAAUUGUUGUCUUUUAAGUUUUAAAGCAACGACUAACAAUGAUAUUGUCGUACCUUUAACUCCCCUACAAUUGGCAAACAUUUAGGUAUAUGUACUCAUUGGACACUUUAUUAGGUAUCGGUUCACAUUCUUAGACGAUCCCAUGUAUGAGAUCAGAACGGCUGGCAAAAAUAACGCGUUGAUAGCGGUAUGACAAUUUUUUAAUUAAUUACGUAAAAAAAACUUAUUUCAAUUAACACAUGCACCAUGGUAAUUCACACUGCUCUGUUAUGACAGCAAACAAAAGCACAGUGGAGCAUCACCAACACCAUAUAUGGCCAUGAAUAUUCUCAUGAAUGAGAAUCUCACUCAUCCAGGUUAAUGUAUUCUCAAGGCAUUGAAUCGAUCGCAACUGUACUAUUCAGGUUUUCUUAGAAGUCGUUUCGCCUUCCAUGCUCUGAGAACACUUAAUGAAUGUAGCUCCAAUUUGAUUUGCAAACAUGUCUCUCCUCACUGUGUGCAUGUGUGAUGUAAAUAAACAAGACAAAAAAAAUAUAUUCGUAUCACCGCUUAAUUGAGGUAAAAUUUGCUGCAUUUAAUUAUGCUUGGAAAUCCCAGAAAAUACAUAGACAUAGACUUCCUUUAUUGUAAUAAUACAGCAGUGAAAUUGCCAACAAAAUGUCAUUGCCCGGCUCCCGUAUAAUAAUAAAUAAUAAUGUGGAGAAUAAAUAGAUUACAUCAAAUAUGAACAACAAUGUACAGCGUAAACAGUAAUUUGUACUAAUAAUUUAGUAAAUAAUUUAGAAUAAAUAACAAUAAUUUAAAGUUAAUAAUUUAUAGUUGCAAAUUGUAAUUAAUUUGAAAACUUGGAUUAAUCUUCGUAAAAAGUGUAAAAAUGUAUUUGAAAACUUGGAUUAAUCUUAGUAAAAUGUGUAAAAAUUUAGUAAAAUUUGUAAAUUUCGUAAAAAACAAAACAAAAUUAUUUGACAACGCUAGUAACCCUGAUAAAAUGUCUUAUUGUGGUUGUAGUUUACAUAUUUCUUUCUAAAAAUUUGUGGCACCCUGUUAAACUGCAGCUCAAAUGAAAUGUCCAUCUGUCCAUCUUUAUUAGCCUCUUUAGAGCUGGAGCCUAUCCCAGCUGAAUUUGUGCGGAGGUAUGACGAAACCUUAGACGAAUCAACAGUCAAACGCAGCCAAAUGAAAUGUAGAAACUUUACAACAAUACUGAAUUUUUUUUUGUAAAUGUACCUAAAAAAGUGUCUAUUGAGUGUACAUUGCCCUCUCUCUGUCAGGAGGUGAUUUUAUGUCCAUAAUUGUGGUGCAGAAAAUCUUAUCCUGGCAGACUUGCAGACAAAAAACAAGAAUAUUAAUAGCACGAUAAUGUAUGAAUCCAGUUGUGUCAUGUUGUUGUGUGAUGUGCAUGCUGCUGUUGUCCAGCCAUAGCAUGGCAGAGACUGACGUCAUACUGUGUAGCAGCAUGGCCAAAGAAUGAGGGAGAGCCAGAGAAACAUAAGAGGUCAGACAAUGUGUGCUGGGCAAAUGUGUGGACUGUUUUAACCUUCUAACUGCUGGAACUGUAUUGAAAGAAAAAAACAAAAAAAAUGACCUGCAUCUUGGCGAGCAGUUCUUCAGCUUGCGCUCCUUACCUUGACGGCUGUAUCUAUCUUCACAGGGGGACGGAAUACAUCAGAUCAGAGAGGCGCUGAAGAUCUUAGCUGAGAGGGUUUUAAUCCUCGAGACUAUGAUCGGUAUUCAUGGUGAGUAGGAGGCCUGAGGCAGGGUCAGUUUAAGGCAGGGGUGAAGCAAGGGGGCUCAAACUCCUACUGCACCUCCACCUACUGGGACGGGGAGUGGGAACAGUCACGAGCAGCGCCCCAGGACUCAGGCUGGUGUUUCUACACACCCCCCCUCACACGGUGCCCCCCCUGUCACUGCUCUCUGAUAGGAAUUUAGCUUGCAGAUGUUCCGCGACUUGCAGGCUGAUCUUGAGCUUCUGGCUCGUAGGGUGACGCUGCUGGAGGCUAUCAUCUGGCCAGGUAACACUGAGACAUCCCCACCCACCGCCUGCUGGCCCUUAGAUCGCCACUUUGA
This is a messenger RNA of Doryrhamphus excisus (bluestripe pipefish), 4668 nucleotides long. The record is from RefSeq and is a predicted model, not a curated record. NCBI's taxonomy places the organism in Eukaryota, Metazoa, Chordata, Actinopteri, Syngnathiformes, Syngnathidae.